UAUAGUAUUUGCAUUAUCAGCAUUUUGGGUAAUAGCUAUUUGUAAUUGUUUAUUGUAGAAACCUGUUUGCUUACAAGAUUUGAUGAAGUCUAUUUGCGAAGUAUUUGGCAAGUCUGCCAGUGCAGCUAGUGGCAGUGGCUCAUCCAAAGCUAGUGCUGCUAAGAAGCCCACUACAGAGAAAUGUUGGGCACUUCAAGUCGAGAAAAAGUUGAGAAGGCAUAAAAAGUACCGAAACCUAGGAGGAAAAGAAUUACAAGAGGAAGUUGAAAGAUUAACUAAAGUUGACAAUAUACUUGAGAAUUUCAGCCAUCUUGUGCAAGAGGUACUUAUUGAACAGGUGAAAGAGCUGGAUGAAAAUUCAGAUGUUGAGUGGUUGAAUUCUACCGAAGUAGGAGAAGCACAGACCCAACAGAGAUGUAGAUCUGUUAAUGUUGCUCGCAUUCCUCUGAAGAUAACCGUUCGUGACCUGAGAUCAAAUCGAAAAGCUCAACGUCUGCUUGAAACCUUUGCUGACAUUUUCAAAAUUGGAGAAUACGGUGCCAAGCAUGUCUCUCUGACUGUUGGUGACGUAGUGCUGGAAUGGGGUAAAGAGAGCUUGGUGGUUCCGUAUUGGGAGCUCGAACAAAAAGAAAGAUCUGUCAAGUCUGAUGCUCGUGACAUCACUUCUCUUAGUACUCACAAUGCUGAAGCAACAGCUGCGCCUGAAGUGGAGCCAUGGUUGCUACCGAUUGAAGAUGAGGUGGAGCACUUGUUUUAUCGUACCAGCGAGAAGCUGGAAGUGUUUCAAAGACUGGCCGAAGUUAUCUCACAAUACAACACAAUGCAUCACUACGAUGUUCUCAAACGCAACUGCCAGGCAUUUGUUAUUGAUGCACUCAAGGCUGUAGGCAUUUCCGAUAAGGUACCCAUUAAGGUCGAAGAAAGUGAACGUAUGCAGCAACUUAGAGUCAAAAAAUUGAGUGAGAUUCCAGACAGUUUUGCUACACAUGAAGAUCUCGAUUUUUUCAUCUCUGAAAAGAGUCAAAGAUGGUUGGACGAGCUGGACCCUGAAAGCUUGGAGUAUUUACAGUUAGUCUACUCGCAGUUCCACGGUGAUAAUAAUACAGGUUGCCAUGUUACUGACUGCCGUUUGUUUAUGAUCACUCCUUCAGUAUGAAUAGUGUCCUUGGAAUAAGAACAGAUCUACUAUGUACUUUUUAAGUUUAGAAGAACACUGAGACUCAGUGGAUUUAUUAACUUGUUGUUGUCUACAUAAUUAUGUUUGCUUUUUAUUACAUGAUGAUGUUUUAAUUCUGUGUAUAUUAUGAUAAUGUGUGCUGAUAU
Molecule: messenger RNA, 1323 nt
Organism: Halichondria panicea
Lineage: Eukaryota; Metazoa; Porifera; Demospongiae; Suberitida; Halichondriidae
Exons: 1
Coding region: 83-1156 (357 amino acids)
Source: RefSeq, a predicted model, not a curated record